Angiostrongylus costaricensis is the source of this 234-nucleotide messenger RNA. NCBI's taxonomy places the organism in Eukaryota, Metazoa, Nematoda, Chromadorea, Rhabditida, Metastrongylidae. The record is from the annotation of a GenBank genome assembly.
AUGCGAACAUUGGAGUGGGGUAACAUGGGAGUGAAAAUAGAUGGUCGGCAGUUAUACCAUCUUCGUUUUGCUGAUGACAUCGUCCUUAUAACACCAAACAUUAGCGAAGAGGAACGUAUGCUUGACGAUUUUGAUAAGGCCUGCGGAAGGAUUGGUCUUCGACUAAAUCUCACAAAAACGAUGUUCAUGAAGAAGAGAUUGGUUUCGCAUGCCCGUUCACGCUCAACGGGCUGA